AACAAUCGCGAAUCGACUCCCGCGCUACGGCUACAGUGACCGCGGGGAUAUAUGUGUGCAGUGAUGGUGCAUCUCCCUGGCAGGGGCGGAACAGAUGACCACCAACAUCCAUCCACAUCAACUUUUUCAAGUGAGAUAAUCAGCAUCACCACCGUCAGCAGCAGGAGCAGCACGGACAUUGACGGCCAGAGUUGAGAGCGACCGGCCGCAACUCCGCCGCAAUGUGGCCGUGUCACCAGCUCCCGUCAAGAAGAGUAGUCGGCACUCUCGUGUGGGGGGCCGUGGUGCCCCGAGCCGGGCCCUCCACGACUCCGCUUCGUACAGCCUGCUCCGUGUGCCCCCCCUGCGCGUGGGCAUGGGGGGGUCUCCGCCCUGCACCACCGCCACCGUCCCCCCCCCGGCCCGGCAGCCGGUGGAGACCACGGCUGCCGCUAAUAUCGCCGCCGCUGUGGGGCGACAGCGCGGUGGGCAUGGGUAGACACUUCUCUUCUGACUCCUCACAGGCAGCCCUUGCCAGUGUCAUCCCUGUGUUUAGCGUGAUGAAGUUCGACAAGACCGGCCUGGUGUGUUGUUUCGAGCGCCGCAAGACGGAGCUCUACACGGAGCUGGGCCUCCAGGCGCGAGACCUGCGCUUUCAGCCGCCCGUUGGCAUCUUCACCCGCAACAACCGCAUCAUCCUGCACAUGGAGCAGCUGAAGGCCGUGGUGAGCCCCGACAGCCUGCUGGUACUCGACUACCGUCACCCGAGCCUCGAGUCGUGGCUGCAGGCGGAGCUGGGCCCCCAGCUGGCGGGGGAGGGGCAGCUCGCCUCCUACUCGCUGCCCUUCGAGUUCUGGGCCCUCGAGGCCAUCCUGCAGCACCAGCUGAGCGAGCUGCAGAGCCGCCUCGGCGACCUGGAGUCGGCCAUCAUGGCCAUCCUGGACGCCCUCGUUGACCCCAAACUCCUGUCCGUCGACCGCGGGAAACUCCACCUCCUCCUUCAGAGCAGCAAGAGCCUGUCGGAGCUGGAGACGGAUGUGCGUGUGCUCAAGGACGUUCUGCUGAAGAUCCUGGACGAUGAGGAACUCAUGGAGGAGCUGUGCCUCAGCAAGUGGAGCAACCCACGUGCAUACGAGGCGAGCAGUGUGGGCAUGGACCACGCGGACGAGAUGGAGCUGCUGCUCGAGGUGUUCCUGCACGAGGCCGACGCGCUCUUCAACGCCGUGCGCGAGCUCAAGGGGCUCAUCGACGACUCGGAGAGCGUAAUCUUCCUCAACCUCGACAGCCACCGUAACGUGAUGAUGCGGCUCAACCUGCAGCUCACCAUGGGCACCUUCUCCCUGUCACUGUUCGGGCUGAUUGGCGUCGCCUUUGGCAUGAAUCUCAACUCGUCGCUCGAGGAGGACCCACGUGUGUUCUGGCUGGUCACGGGGCUCAUGCUGCUGGGGAGCGGUCUCAUGUGGAGGCGACUUCUCUCCUUCCUGGGGCGACACCUGGACCCCUUGUCUCCCCCGGCCGUGCCGUCGUUUGUGCGUCGCACGCAAAGCAAGUCUGCAGCUGCCGCCUCCUCCUCGCCAUCCCAGGCGCCCAGUAAGGCCACCCUGCCCCUGCUGCCCAGCCUGGCUGGCCAGAAGAACCCGCUGCUGCAGAGAUGAUGCUGACGUGAGGGCGCGCUGACGUGAGGGCGCACAGAUGAGCGAGGAGGACGGUGGGAAGCGCUGUCAUAGAGCCAUACUGAAUGCCGAUGACGCAGGGCCAUUGGGUACUCGGUCUCUGCUGGUGAAUGAAUGACCGAAUGCCCAUCAGGAAACGGCGCUUUGUAUUUCUCGUAAAAAAAAUUAAGCCAACAAUUAUGAGAAACUGCGGACGCAGUGGUGCACAGAUCACAAAACAUCCAAACACCCUCGUCAAAAACACUGUGGCCUUAAAAUAAAAAAAUAAAAAAAAUACGUGUUCAUUUUGGGGCAUUUUAUCAGGACUUGCUCCACAGCACAAAAAUGUGGUCAUUCUUUCUGUUUCGUGCUUUUUAUUUAACCGGUGAAGAGGGUUGUUAUUUUAUUAUUUAACCUCGUGUAUUGGUUUUCUUGGUGUGGUGGUUGGUGGCGGAUGUUUGGACACACUGAGCUGCUCCUGUCCCAGUGUCCGUGGUUGUCAUCGUCACGACCAGAGACUCGUCUGCUGUGGAUGAUGCUCGCAUUACCCAGGAUCUCGUUGGCCUCUCACGGCCUUGCUUGAACCUGACAACUAAACCCGUCGGCCGCUUACAGUGCCGGGGUUGGUGGGGCACGUCAGCACCGCGGCGACUCGAACUCGAGGUCGAACUUUGGACCGUGCAGAGAGAAUUGGCUGAGUGGCGGCCGUGGUGGGAAUUGAACAACGCCUCCGUGCUACCACUUUCCUUUGUUCCUCUUUCAGGCAUGGAGCCGAUACAUUCACAAAAUUCAAUCAGCUAUUGACAAGAGGUGUCAUUGUGUAUCAUUGAGGUGUCUCUAAAUGGAUCACCCUGUAUAUGUACGUAGUUUACAUGUAAACAAUGUUGUACUGUAUAGGUAAUAUGUGGGCAUCAUAAGUCACGUCAAAGUGUUUCACUGUUCAUGAUUGGCCCUGAGCCAGUGGUGGAAAUUCCAUAUUGCUAUGGCAAGGGCCACUUUCUACACAGGACAACGCACUGUGCAUUUUUCACGAAGUGACAAUUUUAUCGAUCAAGGUGGGAAGAUGGACUGCACUGAACCCCAACCGGGAUGUGAUCUCACCACCUUCCAAGUUGAGUGUUGAGGCACGCUCGCCGUGCGACCACAUUACCUGUGGUGUCGCGGUGUCUCCCUGCUCAAACGAGCAGUGGCUGGUGGUGCUCCUCUCCCUUGGUGGCCACAAACCAGUGGUGGAAAUUCCACAUUCCCAUGCUGGAGGACAGCCUAUUCAUAGGGCGAUCACUUUUGACUUCUUACGAAGUGCUGCCUACGUAAGUGUGUGUGUGUGUGUACCGAUGUUUGUUUCUUCAUUUGUAUGUAACAUGCAAUUCGUUAAAGCAAUAAAGGCAAUAUUUACGUAUAA
Molecule: messenger RNA, 3033 nt
Organism: Petromyzon marinus (sea lamprey)
Lineage: Eukaryota; Metazoa; Chordata; Hyperoartia; Petromyzontiformes; Petromyzontidae
Source: RefSeq, a predicted model, not a curated record